Messenger RNA from Cuscuta europaea, 2208 nucleotides. Lineage: Eukaryota; Viridiplantae; Streptophyta; Magnoliopsida; Solanales; Convolvulaceae. The record is from the annotation of a GenBank genome assembly.
AACAAAUCACGAACUCACUAUCAGCCCCAAUUCCGUCAUACGUUGCUGAUUUCGUUCCUAUCUCCUACACCAAAUGAAUCGUUCAUUAUUUACGCAAUCUAUUAGGUUUUUUUUGUAAAAAUCAAUUUCGGGUCGUCAGAAAAUUAUGAUGAAGAAGACAUGGGGGAGGAACUUGAUUUUUGGGGUUGCCCUAACAGUGAGCUCCUUCUACCUUCCAUUGGUCCUAUCUGAAACGAAUUCUAAACAUGUUUCUGCCCUCAAUGUGCUAUACCAGAGCUUGGAUUCUUCAUCUAGAGAGAACUUGGAUGCAUGGAUGGAAAAUGGCGGAGAUCCUUGUGGGGAUUCUUGGAAGGGUAUAUCAUGUUCAGGAUCGGAUAUAACAGAAAUUGAUUUAUCUGAGAUGGAUCUCUCUGGAUCAUUGGGCUAUGAACUUGAUAAGUUGGACAAAGUUACCUACUUUGAUGUGAGCAAAAACAAACUGAAGGACACUGUACCAUAUCAGCUUCCUCCGAAGCUGCAACACUUAGACCUCUCAAGCAAUAAAUUCACAGGAAGUGUCCCUUAUUCAAUUUCUCAGAUGUCUAGCCUUACAUACUUACAUCUCGAUCAUAAUAAGCUGAGCGGAUCACUGUCUGACAUGUUUACACAACUUACCAAACUCACCGAGAUGGAUCUCUCCUUCAAUUCAUUGUCUGGUGCUCUGCCGCAGAGCUUUAAGUCCCUCUCAAGUCUCAACGUAUUGUCUUUACAAAAUAACAAAUUUACCGGAUCAAUAAAUGUUCUUGCUGAACUCCCUCUUGAAGAUCUGAAUGUAGGAAACAACCACUUCACAGGAUGGAUUCCGGAUGAGUUGAAAAACAUCAAUAAUAUAGAGUGAGUAAAUGAUUUGCCCCCAAUGAACUAUUCUUACUUACAUUCUUUCCCUCACAUGAUGAAUUUGGAAUUUUCAUUUUAAGGACUGGAGGGAAUUCUUGGUCUUCUGGUCCAGCUCCUCCUCCACCUCCUGGGCAGGAACCUCACAAGAAAUCAGAGGAGAACAAGAAAUCCGGGUUGAGUGGAAUGGCAGUUGCUGGCAUAAUAAUGGGUGUUUUGUUGCUAAUUAGCAUUAUAAUUGCUCUGAUUUCUAAACGAUCAUCAUCAACUUCAAUACACUAUUUUGAAGAUGAUAAGCUUAGCCAACAGAGGCCCAUUUCCCCACUUGCAUCUCAGGAGCUAUCCAUUAACAUGUUCCCUGAUAUGCACAAGGGAUUCAGAGAAAUUAGGUCCUCGGGUUCUUCAUCCACAAUAUCAGUAAAAACUUCUCAAACGUCUGCUUCUAUGAGUCAUAAGUAUUCAGAUCAUGUCAAGUCUUUCAACAGCAAGGAGUUGCCUGACCAUUUAAACGUGGAAAUAGGUGGUUCAGUUCAGGCCUCUUAUUAUUCUUUGGCAGAUCUGCAGAGUGUGACCGGUAAUUUCGCAAAUGGCCGUCUUCUUGGAGAGGGAUCAAUUGGAAGAGUAUACAAGGCAAAGUAUCGAGAUGGGAGGGUUCUGGCAGUCAAGAAGAUAGACUCUUCACAUUUUAGAGGUGAUAGGGGAGCAGAUUUUCCAGAAAUUGUUGCAAACAUCUCCAAGCUUCGCCACCCAAAUAUUGCUGAAGUCAUUGGUUACUGUUCAGAACAGGGACAAAACAUGCUGGUAUAUGACUAUUUCAGGAAUGGUUCUCUUCAUGAAUUCCUUCACUUGUCAGAUGACUUCAGCAAACCACUUACCUGGAACACAAGAGUUAGAAUUGCUUUAGGCAUAGCACGUGCUGUUGAGUUCUUGCAUGAGGUUUGUUCGCCUUCCUGCAUACACAAGAACAUAAAAUCGACUAAUAUUUUGCUAGACACUGAACUAAUUCCUCAUCUCUCUGAAUGUGGCUUGGAAAAGCUCUAUGAGGUUUCACAUAUUGAAGUAGCUUGGAGUAGCUCGAUGAGGGUUCCAUGUGAUCUUUGCUCGUAUAUAUACUAUAUAUAUAUAUAUGUAUAGUCCUAUCCCGCAGUAUGACAAUAAAUAUAUAUUAUUGGUAAUUUCAAGAGUCAUUUUGAACCUCGCUCCCUUUACUACGGAGUAUAAUUCCCAUUUGUAAAAAUUGUGUUUUUGAUGGAUUCUAAGAGUCUCCAUUAUUGUAUACAGUUGGAAAUUCAAAAAGUUACUCUGUAUUUAUUACGGAAUACUACUCAAUAUACG